Molecule: messenger RNA, 1593 nt
Organism: Gloeophyllum trabeum ATCC 11539
Lineage: Eukaryota; Fungi; Basidiomycota; Agaricomycetes; Gloeophyllales; Gloeophyllaceae
Exons: 6
Coding region: 1-1284 (427 amino acids)
Source: RefSeq, a predicted model, not a curated record
AUGGGACUCGACACGAAGGAUCCUUUGGUGCAAAUAAAAAUAACGGAGACCGUGUGCGGUUUCGUGGCAAUAUGCAUGACCGUGUCGCGGUUGUACAUCCGGAGAGGGCGAUACUGGUGGGAUGACGCUUGGGUAUUCUUUUCAUUAAUAAACUUGUUCAUCCAAUUCGCCGCGGUAUUCAUGCACGUCGAAGACCCGUCAGAAAUCUCAAGAACAAGUCGCAUUGCAGCGUACUACUUGAUGGCCGUCACUUUCUACACGAUCAUCUGGUCCGCGCGGCUGGCAAUUCUCUACUCGAUAAUCAGGCUCGACCCCGAUCCCGUCAUGCGGUACAGGCUGAAAUGGGUCGCCGGGGUGUUCGUCGCCGCAAUAUUCUUUUUCUUCGCCCAGCUCAUGUGGGUGUGCGAGCCCGAGCCUGGCUGGAAAGAUGCCCGAAGCCCCCAGUGCCGGCUGAACAAGGAGGUCGCCAUAUGUCAAGUCGUCUCGGACGUGAUAUCAGACCUUCUUCUCAUCACUCUGCCCAUCCGACUUAUCCGAGGGAUUCGGGACCGCGGGCUCCAGCGACGCCUUAUGCUCAUUUUCUCAACAAGCAUCGUGACCACAGUUGUAUCACUAGCCCAUGCAUACUACAUUAUUACCGACGGUGAAAUCCCGGUGGUCAUCUCUGCUCUUGUCGAGGACUGCAUGUCGCUCACCGUCGCAAACCUGCCGGUCACCGCAACAGCGCUGCUCAGGAUGUUCGGCGUGUACGGCGAGAGCGACCGCGACGACUCGUACGCGGACGGCAGCACGGGCGGCCCGCGGUUCAAGCACACGAGCUUCGGGUUCAAGACGCGCUUCACGAGCGUGUUCGGGGUGAGCACGGGGCGCCAUCGCGGCCACGGGACGACGUUCGGCGCGACGACGGGGUAUGGCGGCCAGACCACCAUAGGCACGGACGAGACGGAGCCCACGACGGCGACGCCGUUCAAGGUGGGGGCGCUGGAUUGCACGGGGCAGGGGGCUACCCGGACGGUCGAGUUCCAGCUUGGCGAGCGGAUGCCCAUGAGUGCGGACAUGGACCGCAAGGGCUUGCUGGGCCCGAUGCCCGAGACGCCGGUGAAGGAGGCGCCGACCGUGCUGGAGGAUGACCGGGCGUCACAUGGCUCCAAAGGCAGCGCGGAGCAAGGACGCUUGAGAAAGCUGGCCAGCUUUACUUGGGAUCGGCGAGGCGCAGAGCAGAACGAGCGACUGCCGGAAGGCGUUCAGGUCACGACGGAGACGGUUCGCACGGCCGACUCAUGACUAUAACCCUCCCAUUCUUGAUUAUUUGGGCUCGUCGUCGUCUGUUCCCGUCCCGGGGACGCGGAAGAAAGAAGGAAGGCACCUGGCACUGUAAUAUUAUGCUGUAUGGACUCGUCUAUUGUCACCGUAUCCCCACCUGCUCCCGUCUACCCUCGUCCUCGUUUUCUAGCUGUGCAUACCUUUCGGGUUUCUUGUACAAUGUUAUAAUUACCCUGUAGAAUUGUGUAGUAUGGCAUCGUCGUAUGUUUGGUGUUAAGAAUACUCUACCCGCACAGACGAGUGAGACAAGUCAGGGUUCCAUUGCCCUUU